GCCUGAGUUAACGCGCCGCCAGCACGUGUGAAGUUGCGAACCAGUCUGAGGCACCGCAAGGAUAGUAGAAGCCAGGUUUUCACACCGCGUAUCGCCCUGGGACGGUAGGAGUGACACCGUGCAGGGAUACGGGGACACAGGGACACCGCCAGUACCACAGAGGAGCGAUGAGUGGUGUGGGUGGUGUGGGCGGGCAGGCAGCAGCAGGAGGACUGGUGUUGAACCUGUCACGCGGCUUGGGAGGAGGCAGGCAGAAUUAUUUCCAGAAUCACCAGAAGAGGGAGGCAGAGGAUGUUUCCCUGCCCAAGAAGUGUCCCAAGACAGCACAUGUCCCCGAGGCCAAACAGGCCACGGUCACCCCUGCCAAUGCCGGGAAGGAAACAGAUCAACCUCCCAAGCCUGCAACUGAGGAUGUGGGAGAUGCCCCAAAUGAAGAAAAGAAGGAGAUUGUCACUUCCCUCUUCUCUGGCAAUCCAGCUAUCCCAUUCAUUCCCAAAUCAGAUGUGACCAAGCUCUCAGAAAAGGUCUUCUCGGAGGAGUCCUUUUCUUCACUGGAUCUUGCCCCACAGAUUGUGUCAAAUUUGGAGAAAUUGGGAUUUUCCUCCAUGACAUCAGUGCAGCAGCAAGCCAUCCCAUCCAUCCUGGGUGGCAAGGACACACUGGUCAAAUCACAGACUGGCUCUGGCAAGACCCUCACCUAUGCCCUCCCUAUCCUCCACUCUCUCAUGAUGCAAGUGCCGCGGGUGCAGCGCAGCGAUGGGGUGUUGGCGCUGGUGGUGGUACCCACAAGGGAGCUGGCCCUGCAGAGCUACCAGUGGUUUGAGAGGCUGCACAAGUCAUGUGUGUGGGUGGUGCCCGGAUACCUCAUUGGCGGAGAGAAGAAGAAAGCAGAGAAGGCUCGUCUUCGCCGGGGCAUCAACAUCCUGGUGGGCACACCAGGCCGCCUCAUUGACCACCUGCACAGCACCAAAAGCCUCAGCCUUGCCUCCAUCAGGUUCUUGGUAAUUGACGAAGCUGACCGACUCCUGGACAUGGGAUAUGAGCGCAGCAUCACCAGCAUCAUUGAGACCCUUUGUGAGCAGCAGCCUGGGCCAAGCUCCUCCAGACAAACUAUCAUGCUGUCUGCUACUCUGUCUGCUGGUGUGGAGAAAUUGGCAGGCAUGAGUCUUGUGGAGCCCAAGGUGGUGGAUGUGAGUUGUGAGGACAACACUGAGAACCAGCUUACCUCUGAAGCUCUGGCCACCCCAGCCAACCUGUCCCACCAUUACCUGCUGGUGCCUGCAAAACUGAGGUUGGUCACCCUGGCAGCUUUCAUCCUCUCCAAGUGUAAGUUUGGUGAUGAGAGGAAAAUGAUCAUCUUCUUUGCAACACAAGACAUGGUGGACUAUCACACAGCCUUGUUCUCCAACCUCCUGUCUAGAUAUGGACAGGAAGUUAAGAAUAAAACUUCACUUCUGCGGCGAGCAGAGAAGGUUUUGGCCGGACAACAGGAUGAUGGAGAGGGGAGCCACGAUGAGGAGGAUGUGGAAGAGGAAGAGGAAGAGGAGGAAGAGCUAGGGCAAGAAAAGUCAAGAGAAAAACCAGAUGCCAUCCUCUUCCAAAAACUUCAUGGCAGUAUGACUCAGCAGGAUCGCUCUGCUGUGUUCAAGUCCUUCAAGAAUGCUGCAGCUGGAGUUCUGAUGUGCACAGAUGUUGCAUCGAGGGGCCUGGACAUGCCCAGGGUGAGGUGGAUUGUGCAGUUCAAUGCAGCGUGCACUGCGGCAGACUACGUGCACCGCGUUGGCCGUACUGCCCGAGUCAAUGCCCGUGGCUCGGCCCUCGUCUUCCUGGCUCCAGCCGAGGCUCCCUACAUUCAGAUGUUGGAAAGCCACAAGAUUACACUGAAGGAGAUCAACAUGCAUGGUGUGCUGAGGACCCUGGUGCUGCCUCCAGACCCUGACAGCAAAAAGCCUGUGGCCAACACCGUGGAGGAAGCUGCCACCAGCAUGCAGCUGCAGGUGGAAAAGCUGCUUCUCUCAGACAGUGACUUCCGUGACCUGGCCAGGAAAGCAUAUGUGUCAUUUGUCCGGUCGUAUGCCUCGUACCCAAAGGAGGUGCGGGAGAUGUUCAACUUCAAGGCACUGCACCUUGGCCACUAUGCCAAGAGCAUGGGCCUGCGGGAUUCUCCAGCAGCACUGGGAGCCGGCGCUGCCUUCAGGGCCAAGAGGGAGAUGAAGGAAAAAAGGGAGAGAAAGGAGAAGAGGAGGAAAAUCCAGGUGAUGAACCAGAGGUGUGGAAACCUGCCCAAGACAGCCAGCAUGUCUGAGUUUGACAGUGGCCUUGACUCCAUGCCCACAAACAAGGCAAAGACCAAGACCAGAAAGAAGAUAAAGUCCAAAUAAUAUUGGCUUGGCAGAUGUAAGUUGACUGGUCUGUCUGCCAAUUCAGCAAUGUUUUUUAUCCUAUGAGGUUCGCCAGAGGUGUGUGUGAAUGAGUGUGUUAGUUAGCAGUGUGUGUAUGUGGAAAUCAAUAUUGCUGUAUAUUUUUUCAUAAAAAAUGCAAUAUAUACUUAUGCCGUACA
This is a messenger RNA of Portunus trituberculatus (swimming crab), 2560 nucleotides long. Its product is annotated as probable ATP-dependent RNA helicase DDX31. The transcript is spliced from 15 exons. The record is from RefSeq and is a predicted model, not a curated record. Gene Ontology annotation, molecular function: RNA helicase activity; nucleic acid binding; ATP binding. The coding region runs from base 168 to 2381 and encodes 737 amino acids. Gene Ontology annotation, biological process: ribosome biogenesis. Gene Ontology annotation, cellular component: nucleus. NCBI's taxonomy places the organism in Eukaryota, Metazoa, Arthropoda, Malacostraca, Decapoda, Portunidae.